UGGGUACUAGAUGGGCCCUGCAUCGGGCGCCCUUGAGGGGACACUGGUGAAGGUGGUGGCUGGAGUUCAAAGGGCCCAGAUGUGCAAGGUUGCCCCAGCAGUGGGGGUAGGGCUGACUAUAGAGACUGCCUGGAGGGCUUCCCGAAAGAAGAGAUACUGGCACAGAGCACAAAGGAAGCACAGACUUUCCAGGGCUGAGGAGAGGAGGUGAAGUGAGGCCCAGGUGCCGCUGUCCGAGCCUGUCUCCCGUCACCCCACAUCCUCCCUGCCACUCCCUGCAGCUCCCUGUGGCCAUCAGUACUGCAGCACUCGGCUGUGCUCCACAAACGGCCUGCUCCGCUCCAGGAAGGCCACCUCCUCCUCCCCCUCCCCCUUCUGCUGUCACCACUCACUGCUCUAGCCUCCAGGGGGUGGGGACCCCAGAGCCGGACACACCCCACCUGGCCCCACAACUCAGCCAGCCGGACAGACUCACGGUCGGACGCCGGACCCCGGAGCCUGGGGUGGGCAGUGUGCCAGGGUCCCACGAAGCCUCUUCAAGCCCUGUCCAGGCCAUGGGCAUCAAGACAGCGCUGCCCGCGACUGAGCUUGGCCUCUACUCCCUGGUGCUGAGCGGGGCCCUGGCUUACGCUGGCCGUGGGCUCCUGGAGGCGUCCCAAGAUGGGGCCCACAGGAAGGCCUUCCGGGAGUCUAUGCGGCCUGGCUGGGAGUACCUGGGCCGGAAGAUGGACGUGGCUGACUUCGAGUGGGUGAUGUGGUUCACCAACUUCCGGAACGUCAUUGUCUUUGCCCUCUCGGGACACGUGCUGUUUGCCAAACUCUGCACCAUGGUGGCUCCCCAGCUCCGCUCCUGGAUGUAUGCUGUGUACGGAGUCCUGGCUGUGGCGGGGACAAUGGGCCCGUGGUACCUGCUGCUGCUGCUUGGCCACUGCGUGGGCCUCUAUGUGGCUUCACUCCUGGGCCAGCCCUGGCUGUGCCUUGCCCUUGGUCUGGCCAGCCUGGCCUCCUUCAAGAUGGACCCCCUCAUUUCUUGGCAGAGCGGGCUGGUCACGGGCACCUUUGAGCUUCAAGACGUGCUGUUCCAGGGGGGCAGCGGCUUCACGGUGCUGCGAUGCACCAGCUUCGCGCUGGAGAGCUGCGCCCGCCCUGAGCGCCGCUACUCCCUGGCCGACCUGCUCAAGUACAAUUUCUACCUGCCCUUCUUCUUCUUCGGGCCCAUCAUGACCUUCGACCGCUUUCACGCUCAGGUGAGCCAGGACCCCGUGCGGCCCCAGGGCGAGCUGUGGCGCAUCCAGGCGCAGGCGGGGCUCAGCGCGGUGGCCGUGGUGGCGGUGGACAUCUUCUUCCACUUCUUCUACAUCCUCACCAUCCCCAGUGACCUCAAGUUUGCCAGCCGCCUCCCCGACAGUGCUCUCGCUGGCCUGGCCUACUCAAACCUGGUGUAUGACUGGGUGAAGGCAGCCGUGCUCUUCGGGGUCGUCAACACCGUGGCGCGGCUGGACCACCUGGACCCGCCUCAGCCUCCGAAGUGUAUCACCGCCCUCUACGUCUUCGGGGAAACGCACUUCGACCGUGGCAUCAAUGACUGGCUUUGCAAGUAUGUGUAUGACCACAUUGGUGGGGACCAUUCGGCCGUGAUCCCGGAGCUGGCCGCCUCCGUGGCCACGUUCGUGGUCACCACCCUGUGGCUCGGGCCUUGCGACAUUGUGUACCUGUGGUCUGUUCUCAACUGCUUCGGCCUCAACUUUGAGCUGUGGGUGCAGAAGCUGGCGGAGCACUGGCCGCUGGCACAGAUGGAGGCCCGGCUAUCGGAGCAGAUGUCUCGGAGGGUCCGGGCCCUCUUCGGGGCUGUAAACUUCUGGGCCAUCGUCAUGUACAAUCUCGUGAGCCUGAACAGCCUUGAGUUCACAGAGCUGGUGGCCCGACGCCUGAUACUCACAGGUAAGGGAUGGGCGAGAGGCUGCAGCAUGCACCCAACCACACAGGGGCAGGGACCUCCCAUGUACACAACACACAACACACAAGCACCUGGGGAUUCAGCAGGGGCAGGAUGCUUCGGGCAUCAUGGCUUCUCCAACAGGCUUCCCCCAGACCACGCUGGCCAUCUGGUUUGUCACCUACUGUGGUGUCCAGCUGGUGAAGGAGCGGGAGAGAACCCUGGCGCUGGAGGAAGAGCAGAGGAAGGACAAAGAGAAGCUGGAGUAGGGCUGGGGAUGGGGGCUGGGCUCUGCUCAGCUGCUUCUGGGCCCCAGGCCCAGGCCAUGGAGCCUGACCAAUACAAUAAAAGAGUUUUCUACCACAGCGGUCUCCUGGCUUCUUGUCUGCUGCGGGCAGGGAGCUGGCAGUUCCAGGCUUUGGGGGAAGGGUCACAUACAGGGCAUUGUGGGGUGCCCUGUGAGCGCAGGAACACCCACCAUGAGAGCCCGGCCCUGCUAUGCUCUCCAGCCCUCUGGACACUGGCUCUUCAUGGUGGCUGA
Meriones unguiculatus (Mongolian gerbil) is the source of this 2477-nucleotide messenger RNA. RefSeq names its product hedgehog acyltransferase like (gene Hhatl). The transcript has 11 exons. Gene Ontology annotation, cellular component: endoplasmic reticulum. Gene Ontology annotation, biological process: negative regulation of N-terminal protein palmitoylation. NCBI's taxonomy places the organism in Eukaryota, Metazoa, Chordata, Mammalia, Rodentia, Muridae. The coding region runs from base 555 to 2477 and encodes 640 amino acids. Gene Ontology annotation, molecular function: acyltransferase activity. The record is from RefSeq and is a predicted model, not a curated record.